This is a messenger RNA of Camelina sativa (false flax), 1411 nucleotides long. Its product is annotated as CRIB domain-containing protein RIC6-like. The record is from RefSeq and is a predicted model, not a curated record. Lineage: Eukaryota; Viridiplantae; Streptophyta; Magnoliopsida; Brassicales; Brassicaceae.
AUUCUCUUUACAGUUUUACCAAAUUAAGAUUAGAAUACAGAACAAACAACAAAAUUAGCCUCGUAAAUUUUAAAUCCAAUCUCAACUAAAUAUCGUUCACUUUAAUUAGUUUUUUGUUUUUCCUCUGUCACGUUAUUAAUUAGUUCAAUGUCUGGAAACCAAAAACUAUGAUUUUAGCUCCCAACAUUCUCUACUUCCUAUUUCUUUUUGUUCAUAAUUGAACAUCUUGAUUCAACUUUUUUUUUUUUCAAGAAAAAGAAAAGUUAUAGGUCGUAGAAUGUUGAAUCAAAAUGUUUUUUAAGGAAAUCAUCAACAAUCGCUCUUAAUCGAGCCGAAGUGAAGAAUUACGUGAUCUCUUUUCAGUUUUGAAUUCAUAUGAUUCUUUAAUCAUAGUUUCCAGGGAAGAAAAAAAAAACUAGUAAACACACAGAAUAGUUUCCUCUUUUUUUUUUUUUUUUUUCUUUUCUUUUCUCUUAGAAACAAUAUAUUUUGAUUUGUUUUGGCGAUUUCAUUAUGUCCAACUACAAAAUGAAGGGCCUCUUCAAGGGUCUUAGGUUUAUUUCUCAAAUAUUUGAAAACGAGAAAGAGCCAGAGAUGCAAAUUGGAACGCCAACAGAUGUAAAGCAUGUCGCUCACAUUGGUUGGGAUGGAGGAUCUGUCGAUCAAAAUCCACCCAGCUGGAUGAAUGAUUUUAAAGUAUCGGGUGGAUAUUCAUCGGCGCCUCUCGGAAAUAUCAAGGAGGAUGUUUCAUGCAUUUCUGAAGAUUCGACUCGGUCACGAGAUACACCUGCUGGACUUCCGAAAUCGUCGAGAGAGCGUUCAAGCACGUUAGGUGGUGGUUCACCAGCAAAAGAACAACGAUCACGACGUGGAUCUUCGCAUUCAAGUAGUGGAAACCCUAAAUCUUCACGGAGGUCGAAAGAAUCUUCUGAUCAAGAUAUUGGUUCAAGAAAAUCUCGUCGGAAAAAGUCAAAGGAUAGUAGUUCUGUAAACGGAGGGUCUUCAAGAUCGUCACGAAGAGCACGUGGAUCUCAGACAGAAUCAGUAAAUGGUUCUAUUGUGUCCGAUGAAGGAUCAAUGAUAUCAAUCGAUCUCCACUGAUAUACAUAUAGAUAUCUAUAAUUAAAGAGACAAUAUAGAAAAAGUUCGGAAUUUGUCUCAUCAAGAGAUCACAUAGCUUUGGUUGGUUACUAGGAAUAAGGAUCAUCAAGCUAAUAAUGUGUUUCCGAUUUUUCUAGCGAGAUAUUAUAUAUGUCUCGAACGAUCAACUGAAUUCGGAUGUGGAUUUUGUGUUGAUAUUUUGUCUCUCGGAUUAUUAAACUUAUAACGCAGUAUGCAAUGCGCAUGUGAGCGUGUACAAAGAAAAUGAAAAGAAAGAGUCCAUGUAUUAGACGAAAACGAUGUGACAUGU